AUGGAAAAGUCAAACUCAAAUAAUUGCCAUAUCGCAAUUGUGGCACCGUCGCCGGAGGACUAUGAGACGGCCAGAGCCUUAUUGGACGAACCGGAGCCAGAAUAUCAGUUGCCGAGCUCGGGAGCUGCAUGCUCGGUUGGAAAAGUUGGCCCUCAUGAUGUCGUCUUGGUCGGAAAAACCAAUGACAUGACCAAUGUCUCUGUCGUUGUCAAAGACACUGUCGAUGAUUUACUCGAAGCUUUCCCUUGCAUUCGAGCUGGCUUUCUGAUUGGAGUCGAUGCUACAGCACCCGAGAAGAGCCUCGCCACACCUGGCGAUAUCGUAGUGGCUUUUCCGCAUGGCCUUCAACCCGGGCAAGUUCAGUUCAGCGCGAAUGAGACAAUUGUUUCGAAGCGCAUCUCCACGACUUUUGAAAUGAGUCGCCCACCAUCCUGCGUUCAAUCCGCCAUAAAUGGCUUGAGGUCUCCAAUAGGCCAUGAGCAAUGGCAAAGAUGCUUGGCCACAAAGCUAUCGAGGCCCGAGUUUUCCAGUCAGGAUGCCACAGAACACUCAUUCCAUCCAAGCAAAGUUUACGGCGGCAAAAUAGCGUCUUCUUCGAGCUUCUUGUCCGAUAAUGUCUUGGUCGACCAGAUUGGAAGUAGCAAUAAGAUUAUCUGUUUCGAACGAGCAGCAGCGGAUCUCCAGCCAAGACUUCCAAUCUUGACCAUCUGUGGCAUAGUCAGCUCUACAAACUCCUCAACUAUUAGUGACACGGCAAUACGCCGUACGAGAGCCGCCGCAGUUAUAUAUGCUAUGUUUGUGGCACGCAGAAUUGGUACCAUGGAACUGGAGCAACAGGAGAAUUUCACAGAUCUAUUUCAGUAUGAAUCUUUCGAUCUAGAACGCCCAGGGUUCCGGCUUAUACGACUUGCUCGAGGUUUCAAAUCUCAACUUAAAUGCCAUCUUUUCCAAGCGUACCUUGAUGAGGAGGAUCUUAUCCCCUAUGAAGGGCUCUCUUACGUUUGGGGAAGCCAAGACACACCUAACGAGAUUGAUGUCAAUGGGAAGUCUCUCGCUAUCACGGCAAGCUUGCACGACGCUCUUUGGCUCCUGAGACAGAUAGACGAGGAUCGAAUACUAUGGGUUGACGCUGUGUGUAUUGAUCAAAGCAAUAUCAAGGAACGAGGCCACCAAGUCACUCAUAUGGGAGAGAUCUAUAGGAAAGCUGACAACGUGAUAUUUUGGCUCGGGUAUCUCAGUGGCGAUGCUGCCUUGUUGAAAUCCACCAUUGAUAGGUUCAAGAGGCAAUUACCACCACAGGCAUUUCGGCAAUGGUCACGAGAAGAUUACCGUUGGAAUCAUCAAUGGAAACGAGCACAGGAUGGCUGUCAAAAAAAUUACGAGAGAUUAUACAAUGGGCUGCGAAGUUUCAUGGAAAAUCCCUGGUUCUCAAGAGUUUGGAUUUUGCAGGAAGUGGCCAACGCAAAACGAGCGAUCGUGGAGUGCAAUAUUGGGAGCAUCCCGGCAAAGGUGUUCGCCCUUCUACCACAUGCCAUGAAUAUUCAAGUCAGCGAGCAAUGCCAAGCUAUCUUGGACAUUAUGCCAGGUCCACUGAAAGGCUCAUCUUGGUGGAACCAAAACCGAAACCUCUGUAACCUCAUGUGGAAGUUCAGAGGGUGUCAAGCCACGGACCCCAGGGACAGGGUUUACGCGCUGCUUGGAAUGGCGUCUGACACGGAGUACAACGACAUCCGAGCCGAUUACGCCAAAAGCGAGUCGGCAGUCAUGAAAGACUUUGCCGGGUACCUAUUGUGCGAGGAGUGGCCUGGGAAUGAUCCACCAGCACCAAGUAUCGAAGUUCUGCAAUCAGAGCUUCCAGCUCUAUCAAAAGAGAUGCUUUUACAGAGACUUGAGCAGCAGAUACCACAUUCUUCUCUGGGGCAGUUUCUUAGCCGGCAAGGUCCCAUAUUGAAGAUCGAUGAUUCUAGCAUGCUGGAUAUCGUGCAACGUGGAAGCGAGAACACAUCUCUUUUUCUGGAUAGAGCUGAAAAGGGAUUUCAUUUCACUUCACGUGCUGCAUUGCAGUGUCUCUUGUGGUACCCUGAUGUCUUUGAGACGCUUUUGCAAAGGCCAAAAUCUGUCAUUAGGCCUACACCGGAAUUCAUCGCCAGUGCCAUAGAGUCUCGUCCAGAAAUUCUAGAGCGACUACUUGGAUUAUCCCCUAACCAAGAUCGAUUAAGAGAGAGGGCUUUCGUGAGCACAAUCAAAAGAGGUUUGCGUUCAUGUAAAUCAUUUCUUAAACAUUGCGAUAUUCCUGUCCCGAUAACCUCGAUGAUGUUGAGGGUAACUCUUCACGACCUAAGUGUGCUGGAGCAUAUUCUUUGGGUAGCCAGAACCCCAGUUCAGCUGCACCGGAGCAUCUAUCUCAAAGCCACGCCUCAAAACAACUGCGGUAUUCGAAUUCUGGACCAACAUAGUCAACCUAUCAUGAGGCUGACUAAAAAGAUCAUUGACGAGAGCGAGGACAAGGAUGCAGAUGUUCUUAAUUUUUUAGCUGACUUUUUGGGAUGCCCAGAUGAGCUGAGAGAAUACCUUCAGCGCUAA
This is a messenger RNA of Fusarium tjaetaba, 2583 nucleotides long. RefSeq names its product heterokaryon incompatibility protein. Bases 1 to 2583 code for a protein of 860 amino acids. Gene Ontology annotation, biological process: nucleoside metabolic process. Gene Ontology annotation, molecular function: catalytic activity. NCBI's taxonomy places the organism in Eukaryota, Fungi, Ascomycota, Sordariomycetes, Hypocreales, Nectriaceae. The transcript has a single exon. The record is from RefSeq and is a predicted model, not a curated record.